Molecule: messenger RNA, 761 nt
Organism: Mollisia scopiformis
Lineage: Eukaryota; Fungi; Ascomycota; Leotiomycetes; Helotiales; Mollisiaceae
Exons: 3
Coding region: 128-541 (137 amino acids)
Source: RefSeq, a predicted model, not a curated record
GAUGGGUGACGCGGAUACCGGAGAGGUGCUCGAUACAAUGCUGUACAUAUCUCACCACUGCCUCUCUCAAAAUGGGUUGAACAUUCCACUUUCCCACAUUCUGACCAAAGUGCAAGAUUGCAAUUGAAUGCAUCGCCACUCCAGAUCUCCUGCUGCAACUAUGAGCUACCUCGUCAUCGACACCUCAUCCAAGACAAUGUCUCCUUUCGAGCUAGACACAUGGUCUAUCGCUAAAGUAGCACACGACAAACUGGUCAUGGAAGCCGGGUUCCUAGACCACGAUUUAAGAAAGAUAGUUGCGCACGCAACGCUCUACGAUCGCUUACUCGACGAAUAUUACUCCACCAGUCCGCCAUCCAGUCCUCCCAGUCCUCCCAGUCCUACGAAGCUUGCUUUCGAGGAUAUCGUCCAUCAUGGCAUUGUGGUCGUCGAGCACGCGGAGUUGAGUCUCGUGAAGGUGGCGUCUCAUUCGGAUAAUAUGCAUAUGAAUGCGGCGUACGCGAAGGGGAGCUGGGAAGCAAUUUCUAUGAUACCCGUUUGAACGAGGAGGACGUGAAUGUCAUCCACGACGACGGACUCAUGCCAUGGUGUAGAUUGGAUCAAUGUGGAGAUAUGAUGUUCUGGCAUCGAUGCAGCACUGUCCUUCAGAGAUGGUGGACAGCACGACACUACCAUUUCUGCCUGAUCAACGUGGUCACGAUAUUCUAGCAUCGAUGCAGGUCUAUCCUUAAAGGAGGUAAAUAGCACAGCACAGCACAGCA